AUGCAGCCCGUCCAAGAGGAACCCGAGUGGUGCAGCGAAGCAGCCGAGCGUUCUGGCGUCGUCCGCCCGCCGACGCAGCCUCUUCACAGCGGAUGGAGGCCUUCGCCAACGUGGGCUGGACUGCCACGCGAUACGCACUUCCUGGCCGAGGGCCCGUGGCCGGCAGCAGCACCGGACUGCACCUACCCCGGUUACUAUUACGAAGGCAGCGCCGGGCCCGUUUCCGAGCAGUCGCUGGAGCCCGAAGCUGUGACGGAGCCCGCGAAGCCCAGCAGUCCUGAGUGUCUGAGCUUCGUCCUCGGCGUGGCUUUCGCGGCACUCCUCUUGGGCAUUGGUCUUCUCGUCAUUCACAGCUCACUGUCGCCGCACGACAUCACCCCAGACAUUGGGGAAGACGUCCUGGAGCGACGGCUGGAAGUGGCACCGAACACAGUCGGCCAGCGCCUCAUCCCGCGCGGGGUUGUGCUUCCGGACGUGGACGAACGCGGGAACAGGAAAACGACGAACAGGAAACGACGGGUCCAAGUCGCGGGCAGAACGGCUAAUGAUGGAGGGGCAUCUCGACCACGGCUGACGACGGCGAAGGCGAGCCCCGAGACGACGACACUUGCCGUCACAGUGGCCAGUACUCGGGUCGAAGACGACGCACAACCGAGAGGUGCCUCCACCGACGAUUCGUGCAGACGCCACGUGUACACUCACUGUGUGCGGCCCAGGCCGGAGUUCUACUACAGUGCCGAACGGCGAGCCUGCGUCCCGGCGGCCGCGGACACCGUGCACGUGUGCAACCGCGGCUCCAACCGGUUUGCCAGCUUUGAGAGCUGCCUCGCCAGCUGUGCCAACGGCCGCCGCAUGUCGGACCGGUGUUACGAAAGCACGCUGUUCUUUCCCUGCGCCCAGCAAGACGUGCUCGACGUGCCGUGGUACUUCGACGGCAAGAACUGCGUCGCGUGGAGCUUCCCGCAGGGCACCUGCUUGCCCAUGGGCCGCCGGGGCGUGUUCCGCAGCUUCGAAGAGUGUCGCCGGCGCUGCGUGCUCCGCACGGAGCCGGAGUGCGACGAGACGCCUCCAGCUGAGGCGUGCUCGCCUCGCCAGCUGAGACACCCUUAUUUCGCCGACAUGCAGGCGCGCGGUGGCGCUCGCUGCGUCAACGCGUCCCGGCGCACGCUGCAGUCGCGCCGCUGCCUCAUCGGGUCCAACCAGUUCGCUUCACUGGAGGCCUGUCGCAAAGCGUGCGUCAGGAAUUAGCGGCUUGCGGCUUGCCCUCCGUGCCCGAUAGACAGUUUUUGCGCGUCACGACUAUUAAAUCCAGCGUGCGUGUCGAAUCGACCGUCUAUUUUUCCUUCGUAUUCCAUUCACGACGAAAUACUUCGGUAGGUGCGAGGAGGCGUGCUGCGAGGCAUUCGUCAGAAAGAGGCAGCACAGGGUUGUCUUUCAGCAUUCCUUGCUCCGCCUUUCGGUGCGAAGACAGAGAAACUGCUGGGAAGUAUAUUGUAAUGCGUCCUCAACUGGUUAAGAACUGAGGUAACCAACGCGAAAAACACGAGUGCUUGUGGGGCACUCGGGGAUUCUCCUUUUUCUCAAAGAAUAACUCUCCUUGGAGGGCUUGCCUAUCUAUAAAAAUGCCGCUCAACACCAUUGAAGGUUUGUUGCUUAAUGCAAAACGGCAAUUGGAGGACUUUGCGCUUAAAGUCGUCUUCGUGGACUCGC
Molecule: messenger RNA, 1710 nt
Organism: Dermacentor andersoni
Lineage: Eukaryota; Metazoa; Arthropoda; Arachnida; Ixodida; Ixodidae
Molecular function (GO): serine-type endopeptidase inhibitor activity
Source: RefSeq, a predicted model, not a curated record